Molecule: messenger RNA, 1008 nt
Organism: Oldenlandia corymbosa var. corymbosa
Lineage: Eukaryota; Viridiplantae; Streptophyta; Magnoliopsida; Gentianales; Rubiaceae
Source: the annotation of a GenBank genome assembly
AUGGCGACGGAGCUGGAAGAACUUUUAGGUUUCCUAUCUUCUCCUUCCCCACAAGUGAAGAAAGCUGCAGUGGAUAUUGUGCGAGAUUAUACGGGCUCGGAGGAUGGCAUACAAAUGCUUGGAAAAUAUGAUAGAGUUGUUCUUUCGUCGCUCAUUCUUCUCCUGGCGGAGAAAAAGGAGGUAUCUGAACCUGCAGCACAGGCACUCGUUAAUAUGUCUCAAAAUACAGAUUUAGCAAAGAAGAUGGUAGAUAUGGAUAUGGUUAAGAUAGCGAUGGAUACCUUAUAUAAGCAAGGUUGUGAAAUUACUCAGUUAUUGGCUAUGCUUCUUCUUAAUCUUACGCAGUUGGAUGCUGGUAUUGAUAGCUUGCUUCAGUCUGGAGAUGAGAAAAUGCACGGCCUGUACAUCAUGAAGCUUGUCAGAUCUUUCUGUGCAUCUUCUGGGGAGAGAAAAGAUGAUCCCUUUGAGCACGUGGCAUCUAUUCUCGUCAACAUUUCAAAGAAAGAAGCAGGAAGAAAACUUUUGCUGGAUUCAAAGAGGGGGCUUUUGAAGCAAAUCGUUAGGCAAUCUGAUUCAACAAGCCCUUUGCGGAAGAAAGGGGUCUCUGGAACUAUCCGUAACUGCUGUUUUGAAGCUGAAAGCCAGCUACCUAGUUUACUCUUAAUCUCAGAGUUCCUGUGGCCAGCUCUGCUUCUUCCAGUUGCCGGUAACAAGAUCUACAGUCAGCAAGACACCUCUAAAAUGCCUUUGGAACUGGCUAGUGCACUUUCAAUUGAGCGUGAGCCAGUCAAUGAUCCUGAUAUCCGCAUCCAAGCACUAGAAGCAAUAUAUUUGCUCGUACUACAGGAUGCUGGAAGGAGAGCAUUUUGGUCGGUGAAUGGACCCCGAAUAUUGCAAGUAGGUUAUGAAGAUGAAGAGGAUCCGAAAGUGAUGGGAGCAUUCGAGCAAGUUGGCUCCUUGUUGAUCCAAGAGAGCGGCUCCACUGACUUAUCUUCAGAGGCACCAUAA